This is a messenger RNA of Phyllostomus discolor (pale spear-nosed bat), 2856 nucleotides long. It is a transcript of the gene SIGIRR, whose product is annotated as single Ig and TIR domain containing. Lineage: Eukaryota; Metazoa; Chordata; Mammalia; Chiroptera; Phyllostomidae. The transcript is spliced from 10 exons. Gene Ontology annotation, biological process: signal transduction. Bases 1489 to 2721 code for a protein of 410 amino acids. The record is from RefSeq and is a predicted model, not a curated record.
GAGGAAGGGGGUUGCAAAGCUGGUGCUGCAUCAGAGGUACCCGCUGCUGGCCCCCUGUGGGUGAGGGCUGGGGCAGGGGCCCUUUUCUACGGACAUCAGUACCGGCCACCUGUUGCUGGACCUCCGAGUCCUAGGUCAGUCUGGGGGCGGAGUCAGCAGGGACAACGGGGAAAGCUGGCUGCCCCAACACAGAGCUGGGAGCCUCCUCCGAGGCCCCUGUUUACUUCCUGUCCUGAAAGGGGGGCACUGUCCUCUCAUCCCAGCCUGAAACCAGGGGCCACACUGGCACCACAGCCCACUGGUACCUGCUCACUGUUUGGGGUCUACACCUUGGAGGUGGUCAGGGAGGGGACCAAAGAUCCCUGAUCUAGGCCCUAUUAUUGGCAGGAGUUUCCAUAGGACCCCCCUCCCCAGGAGGUCAGAGGUUAGAGACACAUGGGCCUGCUCACUUUGAUGUGGGGGCGGGGGUGCGGGAGGACAUGGAGAUUCCCCUGCUUUCCUGGGGUGGCAUCGUGGUGGGGGGGUCUCCAGGAAGCAGGCCACCCUGCCCAGCUGGCCCUCCUCCUGUGUGUGCAGGGUAGCCCCCACUGGGGGCCUCCUUGCCAGAGCCCCUCACCUUGCCCUAGGCUCCAGCCUCUGCCACCUCCCCCACACCUCAGGCCUGGCCUCAGGAAGUGCAGCCCCGGUGGGCUGGGGCGGGCCCAGAGGAAGGAGCCCUUGACUCAGAGCUACAGGAAGAGCAGGGGCAGGCGGAGCUGGCGGGGGCAGGCGGGGCUGCGAGAACCUCACUGCCCGCCUGCCUGGAGGGGUGGGUGCCGGGGUGGGGUUUCGGUUCAGGAGAGGAUGUGACCGCGAGGCCAGGAAACUACGGAAAAGUCCGGAUCAAACACCCGAACAAAGCCAGGUCCUCACCCCCGUUGGCGCAGUGUCCAGGGCGGCCUCGGGGCUCCGGGCUGGGCCAGGGGCCCAGCUGGGCAGAAUUUGCUCCCAAGCACAGGUCAAUGACCUCUGUGACUGCAUCCCCUGCUGGAGGAAAGAGCCGGAACCAGGUGACUCUCCGGUGCCCUCCCACGGCGGCCUGCUGCUCGGGCCGCCGUGGGCCUGAACCCUCCUCCCCUGCUGCCUGCCCAGCCCGAGGCCCCUCCGCGGCGUCAGGCCUGGCUGAGGGGAGGCCGCGGCAUGUGCAGCAUGCGUGCCGGUGACAGUGAGGGACGACAGGAGGUGGGUGCGUGGCUCCUGGUGUGUGUGGGGCUGUGCCCCUGCAGGGGCCGUUCCAAGUCUGUGCCGUGCGUGCCCGCGUGUGGACCGGAGUGCUGAGGUGUGGGGUUCCGUGCAGCCUCUGACCCAUCCUGGCGCCCUGACUGACCCGCUGAGAAGACAGAGAGGGCGUCCCGCCCAGCCCUCGGGGUCCGGUCUGCUCAGCUGAGGAGCCCACUCAGCCGGGCCUGGCACCGUGCCCAACCUGCCGGAGGAGGGCCCGGUCAGACCAUGGCAGAUGUCUGCAGCAGGCCCCCCGACUUCCUCUCCCCUUCUGGAGACCAGACACUGGCGCCAGCCCUGGGCAGUGUGGUCACUCUGAACUGCACAGCCUGGGUGGUCUCUCCGCCCCACUGUCCUCUGCCCUCGGUCCAGUGGCUGAAAGACGGGCUGCCGCUGGGCAACGGCAGCCACCACGGCCUUCACGAGGAGUCCUGGGUCAAGACCAACUCGUCCGAGGUGCUAGUAUCCAGUGUCCUGGGGGUCAACCUGACCGGUGCUGAGGACUACGGGGCCUUCGCCUGCUCCGUCUGGAAUGUCAGCUCCUCCUCCUUCACUCUCUGGAGAGCUGGCCCCGCAGGCCACCUGGCGGCCGUGCUGGCCUCGCUGCUGGUCCUGCUGGCCCUGCUUCUGGCGGCCCUGCUCUACGUGAAGUGCCGGCUCAACGUGCAGCUCUGGUACCAAGACAACUACGGGGAGGUGGAGAUGAAUGACGGGAAGCUCUACGACGCGUACGUCUCCUACAGCGACAGCCCCGAAGAUCGAAAGUUCGUGAACUUCAUCCUGAAGCCGCAGCUGGAGCGGCAUCGGGGCUACAAGCUCUUCCUGGACGACCGCGACCUCCUGCCCCGGGCAGAGCCCUCCGCCGACCUCCUGGUGAACCUGAGCCGCUGCCGGCGCCUCAUCGUGGUGCUGUCGGACGCCUUCCUGGGGCGGGCCUGGUGCAGCCACAGCUUCCGGGAGGGCCUGUGCCGGCUGCUGGAGCUCACGCGCAGACCCAUCUUCAUCACCUUCGAGGGUCAGCGGCGCGACCCCGAGCAUCCUGCGCUGCUCCUGCUGCGCCAGCACCGCCACCUGGUGACCCUGCUGCGCUGGAGGCCCGGCUCCGUGACGCCUUCCUCCGACUUUUGGAAAGAGCUACAGCUGGCGCUGCCGCGGAAGGUGCAGUACCGAACGAGGGAGGGAGACCCGCAGACCCGGCUGCAGGAUGACAAGGACCCCAUGCUGAUUGUGCGAGGCCAGGUUUCCGAGGGUCGGACCCUGGACCCGGAGCUGGACCUCGACCCCGAGGGGGACCUGGGUGUGCGAGGCCCUGUCUUUGGGGAGCCACCAGCUCCACCACACGCGAGUGGGGUCUCGCCGGGAGAGGCCCGGGGCAGCGAGGUGGACGUCUCUGACCUUGGCUCCCGCAACUACAGCGCCCGCACGGACUUCUACUGCCUGGUGUCUGAGGAGGACAUGUAACUGGCCCCUCACCUCCGAUGGUGCCGCAGGAGGCCAGGGACAGCUGGGAGCGGGACCCUGAGCCCUGCCUGCCUGUGGCCCUGGGACCCUGGGACCUGUCCUCAUGCCAGAAAAAUAAAGUCUUUUUGGACCCUG